AAGAUCAACCCCUGGCUGACGGCGUCGUAAGGUUUCGCCAAACGCGCGUAGAUGUGACCGUAAUACAGUCUACGCCCAGCAUUUCUCGCGUGAGCAUGGUAGCGAAGUAAAAAAAACGAAAACUUGUUUCAGCGUGUGAAUACUUUGUGAAAAUAUUUUGAAGAAAAAUGAAUCCGUCAGAAUCGCAGCAAGAUCUACUAUCGAACGAGGCGAGAUCACCCUCAGUGCAGUCGUUACACACGCCCGUAGAGUAUAUUCUUGGCCCGGUCGAGAAGCAUUUCCUGCUCAGCGCGGAGCGAGGUGAUUGUGCCACUGUCAAAAGGUUAAUUGAGGACAAUCGUGAUCAUCCGGACCUAUUAAAUAUCAAUUGUGUCGACCCGCUAAAUCGAUCGGCACUAAUAGCUGCUAUUGAAAACGAGAACAUCGAGCUCAUUAGACUACUGCUCGAAUUGGGAAUCGAUGUGAAGGAUGCACUCCUACACGCCAUUAAGGAGGAGUACGUGGAAGCGGUGGAGGUGUUGCUGGAAUGGGAGGAAAAAAUACACAAGCCGGGGCAGCGUUACAGCUGGGAGGCGGUGGAUUCGUCGUCGAACUUUACUCCUGACAUAACUCCUCUCAUUUUGGCGGCUCAUUACAAUAACUACGAAAUACUGAAGCUGCUUUUGGAUCGCGGCGCGACUCUUCCGACACCUCACGAUGCUAGAUGCGGCUGCGAUGAAUGCGUCACUUCCAGCGAGCAGGACUCCCUCCGACACUCGCAGUCUCGAAUAAAUGCGUACCGGGCGCUCACCUCGUCAUCUCUAAUCGCGCUUUCAUCGAGAGACCCACUUUUGACGGCCUUCGAGCUUUCGUGGGAACUGCGUCGCCUCAGCAGGAUGGAGCAAGAAUUCCGCGCCCUAUACAACGAGAUGCGGGAGCAGACGCAGCAAUUUGCAACUUCUCUGCUGGACCACGCGCGCACGUCUUACGAAUUGGAAGUAAUGUUGAACUACAAUCCUACCGGAGAGAAUUGGGAUCCUGGGGAGAGACAGACCUUGGAGCGGCUCAAACUGGCUAUUAAAUAUAAACAAAAGCAAUUUGUUGCUCAUCCCAACGUGCAGCAGUUACUAGCUGCUAUUUGGUACGACGGUCUUCCGGGAUUCAGACGGAAGAACAUGGUGGCACAGCUUCUGGAAGUUGCUAAACUCGGGGCGAUGUUUCCGGUUUACAGCACUAUUUACAUGAUGGCACCCACUUCACAAAUGGGAUUGUUUAUGAAGAAGCCAUUUGUGAAAUUUAUAUGUCAUUCCGCGUCCUACGCUUUCUUCCUAAUGCUUCUCGGCAUGGCGUCGCAAAGAAUAGAGUACUUAUUGAUCGAACUGUUUGGCAACGAAUGGAUGCGAGAGAUACUCGCCGGCUGGAAGAAGCACGAGCGCGGCUGCAUUCCGGGUUUCGUCGAGACUGGCGUUGUCAUCUACGUGAUAAGUUUAAUUACCGGCGAAAUUAAAUCUCUAUGGGCGGACGGAUUACUCGAAUACAUAUCGGAUCUGUGGAAUAUCGUGGAUUUCAUACAAAAUACCUUCUAUGUGAUCUGGAUAAGCUUGCGUAUUACGGCCUGGUGGAUAGUGCAGAGGGAAUAUUGGAGCGGCUCAAAUCCUUGGUAUCCGAGGGAUCAAUGGCAGGCGUUCGAUCCAAUGCUACUUUCGGAAGGGGCGUUCGCCGCCGGGAUGAUAUUCAGCUUUUUAAAACUCGUCCACAUAUUCAGCGUGAAUCCUCAUCUCGGGCCACUCCAGAUUUCCCUCGGGAGGAUGAUAAUAGACAUCAUCAAGUUCUUUUUCAUCUACACCCUCGUGCUAUUUGCCUUCGGCUGCGGGAUGAAUCAGCUGAUGUGGUAUUACGCGGAUUUGGAGAAAAGGAAGUGUUAUCACGAGUCUGACGACCUGCCGGAUUUCGACAAUCAGGAGAAGGCUUGUUCGAUAUGGAGACGAUUCGCCAACUUGUUCGAGACGUCGCAAUCACUCUUCUGGGCGAGCUUCGGCAUGAUCGAUCUGAUGUCGUUCGAUUUAACGGGCAUUAAGAGCUUCACGCGAUUUUGGGCGCUUCUCAUGUUCGGCUCUUACUCCGUGAUCAAUGUCAUUGUACUGCUGAACAUGCUGAUCGCUAUGAUGUCGAAUUCCUAUCAAAUUAUUUCGGAAAGGUCUGACACGGAGUGGAAAUUCGCUAGGAGCCACUUAUGGAUGAGUUAUUUCGAGGACGGUGAUACCGUGCCACCGCCAUUUAACAUGAUUCCGACGAGUAAAACUUUCCAAAAGCUACUGAAAUGUGGAAGCGCCGGUCGCUCCACGAGAUCUUUCAUCAAGAAAUCUCGUGAAAAAGCUAUGACCAGGCAUGACACUGUAGUGCGUCUGCUUAUACGCCGUUAUGUGACGGCCGAGCAGACGAAACGGGACCAAUUUGCUAUCACGGAGGACGACGUCAGGGAGAUUCGCCAGGAUAUAUCGAGUUUCCGAUACGAGCUUAUCGAUAUUCUUAAGAAAAACGGGAUGCACACACCGUCGCUUGACAAAGAAGACACAAACAUACCCGGCAAGAAGGGCAGAGUGAUGGAACGUCGUCUGCAGAAGGACUUCCAGAUUGGCAUAGUGGAAGGCAUUGUGCAAGCUGUGAUUCAGAGCGAGAAGGAGCCGAAGGACGUGUUCAGUCAAAUAGCGAAGGCUAUCGGACGGAAAGGAAGCAGCACCAGUAAGAAGGAUUGGAAUGCCGUUGUAAGACAAAGUACCAUCGCCACGGAUCCAAUCGGAAGUUCGAACGAGGCGAUACAACGUCAAACCCGACGCAGUCUGCGCCGUCACUUGCGACAUCAACCGGAUUCCGAUCUGGAAUCGAUGGAUCCGAAGCGACUGCUCGAGUACAAUCCAAAUCUCUCGGAUUUCACGCCGACAACCAGAAUAGCCUACGCCAAGUUUAUGAUGAGAAAGAACAAGCUGGGCGAGCAGCCUGAAGAUGCGAACGACUCUUCGAAGGAGACUGAAGAGGACGUGAAGGCUCCUCGAAGAAAUAACAAAGUUAUGAUUGCAGAAGCCUCUACAGACAUAGUUCCGCGUCCCGUUACAGAAAUGAAAAGCGUAUUAAAAGCUACGAGUAGCGGCAGUGUGGAAAAACUGGCAGAAAAGGCGCUCGACAUUAAAACCAUCGAGGUCAGAUCUCCUUCGCCUAUACCGGAAGAUCCUGCAGGAGAGGAGGACAACAAGCAGUCAACGUCUAGUCAGGAGAAGAAAGUUGAAAAAGAGGAUAAACGCGAAGAGGGAAAUGUGGAAGAGCAAGAAACCGAGAAGAAGGAAGAGGCAACCGAGUCGAAAUUAAAAGAGCAGCAGAAAGAAGAGACGGUAAAGGUCGACGAUCAGCGUCAGCAAUCAUCGGGAAGUACGGAGGGAAAUAACAGCGAUGACGUUGCGGGAAAGACUCCGCCGUCGAAUAAGGAAAACCGCGAAGAAAAACAUGCUGAUUCGGCGAAGAAAGAGAAAUCAGAAGCCGCGCCGAUGCCGGAAACGAAACUACGAGGAAAGUCUAGAGCGACGGGUCAAGUCAUAGGAGGUUGGAUAUAAAUCUCAAUAUUUAUUAAAUAGUUUUUGAAACACGAUUUACAGACUUUUUACAUUGAUUAUAAAUAUUUAAAUAAUCGCGAACAACAAUGUGUUCGUAUGUGUUGAGCGCUAGUCAUAUUACAUAAAGCUUCUGUUUGCGAAAGGUCUCUUUAUUGCGUAUUCGAUGAAGACAAAUGUUUCACAGUUCGCAAGACCUUGUCGUAGGCACGUAUUCACGGAUUACGAAACGGACUUUCCUCAAGUGCAACGCGAGCGCAAUGUCAAAGUGUUUUACAUGACAGGCGAUAUCUUAAAAUAUCGGAAUACGUUAUCAGAGCACGUUCCGCGCGUAUCACUUUAUUUAAAUCAAUUAAUAAGAAUGAACACUGCCACUCUCCGUAAUUCGAUUAUAUAUCAAUACUGAUAAUUUUGUAAAGGCAUUAAGAAUUUUUAAAUAAUACGUAUAUACAUUAUCUACAUAUUUAAAAGAAUUUGUCCUAAUUUAACUUUAUUAAAUUCAUCUAGAUUAACGUAAUUUAAAACAAAUAAAGAAAAUUGAUUCGCAGAAUUUCGUUAAGAUGCAACUACGAAAUUGAAUUAAAGUUGGAUUAAAACCGUAUUACAAGUAGUAGUUGGAAAUUCUAUUCGACAAUGAGAUGCUCACUCUUCUUACAAUGCUAUAAGUUUAUGAACGCGAUAACCAGACGAGAUGCAUGAGUCAUUUGUGUCCGCAGAUAUAAAAUGCUGAUUUUCUUCGAUCACUGUUAAGAAUAUUCCGUGUUGCGUAUAUUAGCGAUAAGUUGAUCGCUGUUAAUUCCGAUGAUUCUUAUCGGCAUUACGCACGUCGUCACAUAUAAUGAUGUAGUCUUAUGUAGAUAUAGCAAUUGUAAUAUACAAUGGCGUUAAUAAAAUUAUAUUAUCUAAAUGCAUAAA
Messenger RNA from Linepithema humile (Argentine ant), 4496 nucleotides. It is a transcript of the gene trp, whose product is annotated as transient receptor potential. The record is from RefSeq and is a predicted model, not a curated record. Gene Ontology annotation, molecular function: protein binding; inositol 1,4,5 trisphosphate binding; store-operated calcium channel activity. Gene Ontology annotation, cellular component: cation channel complex; plasma membrane. Lineage: Eukaryota; Metazoa; Arthropoda; Insecta; Hymenoptera; Formicidae. Gene Ontology annotation, biological process: regulation of cytosolic calcium ion concentration; calcium ion transmembrane transport.